AUGGAUCACAACAUAUCAUCCACAUUUGUCAUCAUAUUUGGGGUUGGUUUCGUAUUCCUCUGGAGGAUUUACCGUACUAUCCUCCCCAAGCCCAUCCCCGGAAUUCCUUACAAUGAAGCCUCCGCCAGGAAAUUGCUGGGCGAUAUCCCCGCGAUCCGGGCGCAUAUAGCAUCCACCAAAGGAGGCACCUUCAUCACCUAUGUUUUGGAAAGCAUGCAAAAAAUAAAUUCGCCGCUGAUACAGGUCUUUAUUCGGCCAAUGGGCAAGCCACUGUUGAUAUUGGGAGACUUCUCCGAAGCGCAUGAUAUUUUGGUCCGGCGGAACAAGGCCUUCGAUCGAUCGCACACACUCGGGGAUCUAGUAUCGGGUCUGGCGCCCGAUCAUCACAUCCAUCUGAAGACCAACGCCGCGUGGAAAUCACAGCGUCGACUCAUACAAGACCUGAUGACCCCGUCUUUCCUCUAUACGGUGGCAGGGCCCGUUAUCCAUCAUAAUGUGGGCAACUUAAUUGACCUGUGGCGGGCGAAGAGCAGGAUUGCACAGGGACGGCCAUGGCAUGCUGCAGGUGAUAUUAAUCUGAUGGCGCUCGAUGCGGUAAUGGCCUUCGCUUUCGGAGAGAAAUUCAAUCAUAACGCGACGAAACCCACUUUUGAAGCGAUCCAGGCAAUAGGUGUGGAAGCUGCCACACAAGCGACUCGGGAUGAGCCGUUCAUUUUCCCAACAGGCCUGGUAGAUGAGGCAUUGCAAGCCACACUUGACCUGACGGAGACUGUGGGGGAAGUGCAAGGCAAUCCAAUCCCGAGCUUGACAUGGGCUUACGUGGUACGGCGACCAAAGAUCCGAAAAGCCAUCCAAGUCAAGGAGGAGUAUAUCUGGCAAGAAUUGUCCAAGGGAGUCGAGCGACUACAACAAGGCGAAACGUCAGUUAUCCAGUCAGCCGUGGACCAGAUGAUUAUGCGGGAGAAAAGUCUAGCCGAAAAGGAUGGACGACAGCCCGAUUACUUCUCGCGAGUCAUGAUCGACGAGAUUUUUGGCUUCGUAUUCGCUGGGCAUGAAACCACCAGCACGACUCUAUGCUGGGGCCUCAAAUUCCUCGCUGACCAGCCCCAGGCUCAGUCUAAGCUUCGGAAUGCGCUGGAGUCAGCAUUUGCACCCGCCCGUGCCGCUAGACGUCAUCCCAACAUUCAAGAGAUUACCAACACGCAUAUCCCGUACCUUGACGCGACCAUAGAGGAGAUCCUCCGUUGUGCCGGUACGGCACCCGUAGUCGAUCGUGAAGCGCGGGUGGACACUGAAAUCCUCGGGUACGCCAUCCCCAAAGGCACAGUGGUGACCUGCCUGGUGACCGGACCCAGUAUGAUGAGCGCAGGCUUCGCCAUCGACCCGGCCCGACGAAGCUUCACCAAUCAAGCCACGGAAAAGAGGAGCCAAUUCCGAUCGUGGGAUCCCACCGACAUUGCCCUCUUUCAACCCGAUCGCUGGAUGGCUGAGGGUCCGGACAAAAAAGGAGGGGAAUCGUUCGAUCCCACGGCCGGGCCGCAGCUGGCGUUCGGGCUGGGCACGCGCGGAUGUUAUGGCAAGCGACUGGUUUAUCUGGAGAUGCGGAUUUUGCUGACCUUGGCGGUGUGGAACUUUGAGUUACUCGCGUGCCCGGCAGAGCUAUCAGGAUACCAAGCCUCCUUGAUUACCACCAACGAGCCACAGCAGUGCUAUGUUCGCUUGCGCGAAGUGGCUCGAUAA
Messenger RNA from Penicillium verhagenii, 1740 nucleotides. RefSeq names its product cytochrome P450 monooxygenase. The coding region runs from base 1 to 1740 and encodes 579 amino acids. NCBI's taxonomy places the organism in Eukaryota, Fungi, Ascomycota, Eurotiomycetes, Eurotiales, Aspergillaceae. The transcript has 2 exons. Gene Ontology annotation, molecular function: heme binding; oxidoreductase activity, acting on paired donors, with incorporation or reduction of molecular oxygen; iron ion binding. The record is from RefSeq and is a predicted model, not a curated record.